UGUCCUGCCUGUAGCUCUAUACAGAUGUUGAGUUGGCAGUUUGGCUGCAUGUAGUUGUGUUCGGGAGGCGGGGUUUCGAAGCUGCGAGUUCUCCCUGAAAAGAACCAUUUUGAAAAUGAGCUGCCGUAAAGUGAACAUAGUAAUUAUUCUGCUGGCAGCAGUGGUAUUCCUACUGAUCCUGCACCAUAAUCUGCUGGGUCUAAGCGACAUACUGAAGAGUCAAAGUUCAGAUUCUGGUCCUGUGGGAUUUCAGCGUAUUGAUUUCCUACCAGAAGCUCCUGAAGGUGCAUCUGAAGAUAAGAGUGCCGUGGACAUUCCUGUGGCCAUCACCGCUGUAGAAAGUAGACUUGGAGGGGUUGUCACUGCAAUACAUAGUAUUUUCAGUAAUACAAAGUCCAGUGUCACCUUCUACAUUGUUACAACAAAUGAUACCAUGGAGCAUUUAAGGACAUGGCUUGGUGAACCUAAACUUAAAAAUGUCAAAUAUAAAAUUAUAGAAUUUGAUCCCCAGGUGCUUGAUGGGAAAGUUCGAGCUGAGGCUAGUGCGCAACCUCUAACAUUUGCUAGAUACUACCUCUCUGAUUUGGUCCCUGGUGUAGAGAAGAUUAUAUAUCUCGAUGACGAUAUCAUUGUGCAAGGUGAUAUUCUAGAACUUUACAAGACCCCAAUAAAACUUGGACAGGCAGCUGCAUUUUCAGAGGAUUGUGAUUCAGUUACAUCAAAAUAUCUUGUGCGAGGCGCCGGUAAUCAGUACAAUUACAUUGGAUAUUUUGAUUACAAGAAAGAGACAAUCCGUAAACUGGGAAUGAAAGCCAAUACCUGCUCCUUUAAUCCAGGGGUCUUUGUAGCCAAUCUCACUGAGUGGAAGAGACAAAACAUUACCAAGCAGCUUGAAAAAUGGAUGCUUUUAGAUAUGACUGAAGAAUUAUACAGCAAGACCCUGGCUGGUAGUAUCACUGCUCCCCCACUCCUUAUUGUCUUCUACAAGAUGCACUCCAGCAUUGAUCCCAUGUGGCAUGUCAGGCACUUAGGUUCUAGUACUGGGAAGCGUUAUUCACUACAGUUUCUGAAUGCUGCCAGGCUCCUUCACUGGAAUGGACAUUUUAAACCAUGGGGUCGAGCAUCCUCAUACUCUGAGAUCUGGGAGAAUUGGUUUGUUCCAGACCCCACUGGGAAGUUUCAACUCAUCAGGAGACACACAGAUGCUGAUGAAAGCAAGUGAGGGAAGACGGCUCAUCUAGAAAUCACAUGAACUCUUGUUCCUGGACUUAUUAUUGAGCAUUGAAAAGCAGUAUUUUCUCAGGAAACCAAAAGCCAUUUUUUCUUCUGUUUCUUUUGAGGGAGAUACACUACAGACUAUAUUCCAUGUUAUGUAUAUUAGUAUUUGUUUUCAUUAUGCUUUGAAUCUAUUUAUCUAAAUGUUUUGUAUUUCAGUAUCUAGUUCUAACGGUGUUCAAACACUCCAGAAUAAUUCUGUCCACUUAAG
Messenger RNA from Nanorana parkeri, 1486 nucleotides. It is a transcript of the gene GLT8D1, whose product is annotated as glycosyltransferase 8 domain containing 1. The transcript is spliced from 10 exons. Gene Ontology annotation, cellular component: Golgi apparatus. Gene Ontology annotation, molecular function: glycosyltransferase activity. Bases 116 to 1222 code for a protein of 368 amino acids. NCBI's taxonomy places the organism in Eukaryota, Metazoa, Chordata, Amphibia, Anura, Dicroglossidae. The record is from RefSeq and is a predicted model, not a curated record.